AUGCACCCGCUCAAUCCCUUGCAGUACUAUCAAUUCUUUAAAGACUUUACGCUGGUGGCAAAAGCGUUUCUAGAGACAGAUAUCCUUACCGGGGCAAUUGUUGAAAGCUAUAGUUACAGAUUGGUCAUGAUAUUGCAAGAGAUGGUGGAUGCUUCGUACCCAUACAUUGGUGACUUGAAUCAAUUACGGGAGUUACUUCCGAACAGCAGUAUAAUCAAAAAGAUCAUAUCCACUACAAGACAAUUACAGCGCAGUGCCACGAACUCUCUGCAUCCUAUGAAUCAACGGCCUGCCGUUCUUCCCGGCACUAUUGCACCCAGAAUCACUUAUGUGCCUAAGAAUUCGUCAAUAUUUGAGAAAUCAGGGAAUGAAAUACCCUGGAGAGGCGUUAACAUCAAAUAUACUCAGAACGAGAUCUUUGUCGAUGUCAUUGAAAGAAUAGACUAUAUCGUUGGAUCAUCUAAAUCACCGCUGCUAAAUUCUCAUGCUCAGUUUAACAGCAGUGGUUCGGCCUAUUACGAUUUGCUCACUGUGAGCAACGAUCGUUCGAUGGUGGUUAGAAAAGCACAUCCUCCCGUCAGUGCCAAUAUUCAAGGCCAAAUUGUCUUCUCGUCUAGUUUAUCAGAGAUGCCACAAAUAGAGCUGAUUCUUGACCCUGCUAGGCAUAAUCUUGGUAUUCCAAGCUUCCAUAAGUGUGUUGACCUUGGAUCAUGGUUGUCCGAUCAUCACACUCUUGAAUUCAUUCCUCCGGAUGAGAAGUUCACGCUAAUGGAGUACAGUAUCAACCUACUUGAAGAGCUGGGGAAAAACAACUUUUAUAAUAGUACAGGAUUGGUCGAAGCAGAUAUGACUACUGGGCUAGGAAUAGCUAAAAACAUGUUUGAAAUAAGGUUGCAAAUUAAGAUUAUGCAUACCGUGGAGUGUGUGGAUAACUUAAAAUUGGACAUAUAUUUACCUCGAGACUAUGGCUAUACUAUAAAGGUGGUCCGAAUCACUCAAGGCAGCGUUGAAUUGAAAGAAAGCGGUCGGUACGAGUGGAUUUUCGACAAGCAGACACCGACUGGUUUAUCGUGUGUGCUCAGAGGAGAAAUUCGCAGUGAUGAGCAAGAAGAGGCUGAUGUGACGGACGAUCCAUUAUUUGAUGCCACCAAGGCGAAGGUUGUCAAGCCAAGGUUUGUUAGGCUUUCGUAUGAAAAUAAGGGAUGUGUUCCUAGUGGUAUAUGA
This is a messenger RNA of Brettanomyces nanus, 1224 nucleotides long. RefSeq lists its product as uncharacterized. The record is from RefSeq and is a predicted model, not a curated record. Gene Ontology annotation, biological process: endocytosis; intracellular protein transport. Gene Ontology annotation, cellular component: clathrin adaptor complex; cytoplasmic vesicle. The transcript has 2 exons. Bases 1 to 1224 code for a protein of 407 amino acids. NCBI's taxonomy places the organism in Eukaryota, Fungi, Ascomycota, Pichiomycetes, Pichiales, Pichiaceae.